UGACAGCAAACGGUACUUUGUAAGUGGUAAAUCGAAACCCUAGUUCUCAGUUUUCACUCUCAGAAUCUCUGUUCUCGUUUCUCCAUUCUAUCGCUUCUCUCCUCGAAGCCAAUUUCUCUGAUUGCUCUUACGGUCUACUCCAAUUCCUGCAGAGGCUAAAGAGAUGCGCCAAGAGUGAUGGCCGGACAAGAUGCACAACCUGUGAAACAACUUGAGGAAUGCUCUGUUUCCAAUGCACUUGGGACAUGGGUUUUUUCAGUAGCUGGUGCUUUGCUUGCAAUACCUGUGGGGAUAAAGCGGAAAUCUUUGGCGCCCCUUGUAUUCUUCGGGACAACUGGAACCAUGCUUGAUAUAAUUAUGGGAAUCAGUGCCUGUGAAAGAGAACACGCAGAACGCCAGAAGCUUUUGGAAGCACAAAAUUCUGCUGCCGCAGCUGCUGAUGCAUUGCCCAAUAUUGGAGCCGGAGCCAGAGCCGAAUCAUGAUGGCACUCAGGCACGCACGCAAAUCACUUCUUUUGUUGGAUUGCUUUCGAUUCUGUGGCUGUCAAAUUUUGGCAUUUAGUCCAAAUUUUUCUGUUAAACGUUUCUGUUAAAAUUAGUCUAAUAAAUCAUCAUUACAUUUAUGAAACCAACAAGUGGAAUACCAUCUUGAAGUAAAUGGUCAUUACAAUUGUGGUAAAUACUCAAUACAGCUGUGGGUAAUGUUCAUUGCUUUUGAA
Ipomoea nil (Japanese morning glory) is the source of this 719-nucleotide messenger RNA. RefSeq lists its product as uncharacterized. The record is from RefSeq and is a predicted model, not a curated record. NCBI's taxonomy places the organism in Eukaryota, Viridiplantae, Streptophyta, Magnoliopsida, Solanales, Convolvulaceae. The coding region runs from base 178 to 483 and encodes 101 amino acids. The transcript is spliced from 3 exons.